Molecule: messenger RNA, 2875 nt
Organism: Gallus gallus (chicken)
Lineage: Eukaryota; Metazoa; Chordata; Aves; Galliformes; Phasianidae
Product: SH2B adapter protein 1-like
Exons: 6
Coding region: 64-567 (167 amino acids)
Biological process (GO): intracellular signal transduction
Cellular component (GO): plasma membrane
Molecular function (GO): transmembrane receptor protein tyrosine kinase adaptor activity
Source: RefSeq, a predicted model, not a curated record
CGACGCCCCCCCCCCCUCCACCCCCCCCUUCGGACAGCCCGGAGCCAUCGAGCCACGGUGCUUAUGGGGGGCUGCCGGAGCUGCCCCCCCCCCCCCGAGUUGCCCCCCCGGGCCCCUAUAGACGAUGGAGACCCCGAUAGUGCAGUGGGGCUGCUGGAUCACCCCUGGUUCCACGGCACUCUGUCCCGGCUGCGGGCGGCCCAAUUGGUUCUGGCGGGCGGCGCCGGAGCUCACGGCGUCUUCCUGGUGAGGCAGAGUGAGACCCGGCGGGGAGAGUUCGUCCUCACCUUCAACUUCCAGGGCAAGGCCAAGCACCUGCGGCUGUCCCUGAACGAGGAGGCUCAAUGCCGGGUUCAGCACCUUUGGUUCCAGAGCAUCUUUGAUAUGCUGGAGCACUUCCGGGUGCACCCCAUCCCCCUGGAGUCGGGGGGCACCAGUGAUGUCACCCUGGUCAGCUACGUGGUGGCCGCCCAGAGACCCCCGGAUUACCACGGGACGCCCCCCCCAGGCCGGGAGCGCUCCGGCAGCCGCUGUGAUGCCCCCCCCGAGGCCGAGCACCUCCCGUAGGGGGGCCUCCAGCCAGAUUAUGGGGAGCUAAUCCUGGAUUAUGGGGUCCCUGCUCUGGAUUAUGGGCACCUCAACGCGGAUUAUGGGCUCACAGCUCAGAUUAUGGGCACUCCAACCUGGAUUAUGGGCAUUUCAAGCUGGAUUAUGGGAUCACGCUCUGGAUUACGCACCCACAUCCCAGAUUAUGGGCACCCCAACCUGGAUUAUGGCGUCACACCCUGGAUUAUGGGCAUCUCAACCUGGAUUAUGGGAUCACACUCUGGAUUAUGGGCCCACAUCCCGGAUUGUGGGGUCACACCCUGGAUUAUGGGCGCCCCAAUCCGGAUUAUGGGGUCACACCCUGGAUUAUGAGCACUCCAACCCGGAUUAUGGGCAUCUCAACCCGGAUUAUGGGCCCCCCAACCCGGAUUAUGGGCAUCUCAACUUAGAUUAUGGGCUCACACCCUGGAUUAUGGGCACUCCAACCCGGAUUAUGGGCAUCUCAACCCGGAUUAUGGGCACCUCAACCGGGAUUAUGGGGUCACACCCUGGAUUAUGGGCACUCCAACCCGGAUUAUGGGCAUCUCAACCCGGAUUAUGGGCACCCCAAUCCGGAUUAUGGGGUCACACCCUGGAUUAUGGACACCCCAACCCAGAUUAUGGGCAUCUCAACCCGGAUUAUGAGGAUACUCCUGGAUUAUCCAUCCAUCUUCUCGAUAAAGGGCAUCCCCCCCCCCCCCGGAUUAUGGGUAUUUGCACCCGGAUUAUGGGCAGCCCAAGCCCAGAUUAUGAAGAGGCCCCUGGAUUAUGGGGCCUCACUGUGGAUUAUGAACACUACAAAGCUGGAUUAUGGGCCUCACUCUGGAUUAUGAACACUACAAAGCUGGAUUAUGGGAUCCUCCUGGAUUACGAGCCCCCCCCUUUGGACUGUGGGGCUCCAAUCCCAGAUUAUGGGUGCACCAUUCCCAGAUUACGGGGUCCUCCUGGUUUCUGUGACUCCAAAUGCAGAUUAGGGGGACCCCCCCAUGGGAUUAUGGUCAUUUCAUCCCUGGAUUUCGGGGUUCAGCCCCAGAUUAUGGCAUUCCCUGGAUUAUGGCACACUAAAUCUGGAUUAUAAAACACUACGUCCGGAUUAUGAGACUGAAUCCCGGAUUAUGGGGAUCCCUCGGAGUGUGGAUCCCUAAUCUGAGAUUAUGGGCCUCUAAUCUGAAUCUAUAGGCCUCUAAUCCCAUCUUUUGGGACUCCCAUCCCAGAUUAUGGAGGUCUAAUCCCAUAUUAUGGGUCUCUAAUAUGGGAUUAGGGGAUCGCAAUCCCAGAUUAUGGGGUUUCCCCCAGAUUAUGGGCCUCUAAUCUCGGGUUCUGGGACUCCCAUUAGGAAUUACGGCACUGUAGUCUUGUAUUAUGGGGUGUAUCCCCAUAUUAUUGGUCUUCAAUGUGGGAUUAGGGGAUUGCAAUGCCAGAUUAUGGGGUUUCCUUACAUAGUAGGUCUGUAAUAUAGGAUUACGGGACUCUAAUCCCAUAUUAUGGGCCUCUAAUCCCAUAUUAAGGCUCUCUAAUCCCACAUUAUAGACUGUAAUCCCAGAUAAAGGCUCUCUAAUCCCGUACUAAGGGCCUUUAAUCCCAUAUUAUGGACUGCAAUCCCAGAUUAAGGGUCCCUAAUCCCAUAUUAAGGCUCUCUAAUCCCACAUUAUGGAUUGUAAUCCCAGAUUAAGGCUCUCUAAUCCCGUAUUAUGGUCUGUAAUCCCAGGUUAAGAGUUCCUAAUCCCAUAUUAUAGGCUGUAAUCCCAGAUUAAGGCUCUCUAAUCCCAUAUUAUGGGCUGCAAUCCCAGAUUAAGGCUCUCUAAUCCCAUAUUAUGGGCUGCAAUCCCAGAUUAAGGGUCUCUAAUCCCAUAUUAUGGGCUGCAAUCCCAGAUUAAGGGUCCCUAAUCCCAUAUUAUGGGCUGUAAUCCCAGAUUAAGGGUCCCUAAUCCCAUAUUAUGGUCUCUAAUCCCAGAUUAAGGCUCUCUAAUCCCAUAUUAUGGUCUCUAAUCCCAGAUUAAGGGUCUCUAAUCCCAUAUUAUGGGCUGUAAUCCCAUAUUAAGGGUCUCUAAUCCCAUAUUAUGGGCUGUAAUCCCAGAUUAAGGCUCUCUAAUCCCGGAUUAAGGACCAUAAUCCCGGAUUAUGGGAUCUCCCCACAAAACCACAGCAGCGUUGGGUCCCAAUUUCUUUAUUUUCCACCCCAAAAAUUGAACCCCCCCCCCCCCCCCAAAAAAAAGGCAAAAAACCCCAAAAUCGGUAAAAGCGCCGUUUGUACAGAAGUGCAAUUUUCAAAGAAAAGCUCCAAAAUGAA